AUGCCGAGCCACAAAACGUUCCGCACCAAGCAGAAGCUUGCCAAAGCCCAGAAGCGGAACCGUCCCAUCCCCCAAUGGAUUCGUCUGCGGACCGGAAACACUAUCAGGUAA
Molecule: messenger RNA, 111 nt
Organism: Paracoccidioides brasiliensis Pb18
Product: 60S ribosomal protein L39
Exons: 2
Coding region: 1-111 (36 amino acids)
Biological process (GO): translation
Cellular component (GO): ribosome; cytosolic large ribosomal subunit
Molecular function (GO): structural constituent of ribosome
Source: RefSeq, a predicted model, not a curated record